This is a messenger RNA of Nematostella vectensis (starlet sea anemone), 594 nucleotides long. RefSeq lists its product as uncharacterized. The record is from RefSeq and is a predicted model, not a curated record. Lineage: Eukaryota; Metazoa; Cnidaria; Anthozoa; Actiniaria; Edwardsiidae. The transcript has 2 exons. The coding region runs from base 40 to 507 and encodes 155 amino acids.
UCAUAAUCAAAGAAAAUAAAAGCUUGCACUUGCACGGUCAUGUUCGCGUCUGCAUCGAGCUAUGUGUGGGAAGAGCGACCGGCGUGUGGGCGUGUCCCGGGGGAAGGUGAUGAUUGGGUCUGGGUGCAGACGCUAACGGAAGAGUCAACGGAAGAAGACACGAGCUCUGAUAGCCGUGGUGAUGAGGACACAAACCAACCAACAGAAAGUGAACCCAAUUCUAGGAGAAAAGCGCCACACUGCAGGCGUGCCCCCGAACACAUGGACAUCGACCAGCCGCAAGAAAACAUGCGCGUGACUCGUAGCCAAAAGCGAGCCUUGGUUGCCAUGGAGAUGGGCAUGCUCCCUCGUGGCAGAAGGGUGAAGACUAGCAAGCCUGAGGAGGGCCGCACGCAAGGCGGGAAGAUCACAAGGAAAACCACGCGAAUGAGAAAUCGCAUCACCCGCGGUGGGAAAGACCGCGGGCGCGGGUUUAGCGGUGGUCACGUGAGCUGGCGUAGUGGUUAAAAACAUGGACAUUGCUUUCACAUAAUAUCUACUACAAAAAGAUAGUGGUUUCAAUUCAGAUGCAAUAAAAAAUGAAAUUUGGUGAUA